Talaromyces atroroseus is the source of this 1143-nucleotide messenger RNA. RefSeq lists its product as hypothetical. Bases 1 to 1143 code for a protein of 380 amino acids. The record is from RefSeq and is a predicted model, not a curated record. The transcript has a single exon. Lineage: Eukaryota; Fungi; Ascomycota; Eurotiomycetes; Eurotiales; Trichocomaceae.
AUGUUCCUGUCUCUAGCUUCAGCUGCGCUGCUUGGAGCAGCCCAGGUUAGAGCUACCUUCAUCCCAACAGUAUCCGGCACUCCACAACUUAUUGGUAACGUGUCAGAUCCUACCAUCGACCGUGACUCUUGCUGUUCUGCAAGAUUUGGAAGUCGAGAACUAUGGACAUGCCGAGACUCGCAGCCAUAUGCCAACGGCGUACCGACGCUACCUAUUUACUCUAGCUCAGCAUCGUGGACCGAAUUCUCCUCUGAUGGUACUCCCCUCAUCCAAUCAUGGACAGAUGCUGCCGGCAACACCGAGACAGGCCUGCUAUGCUCCGGCGACAACUACGAAGAACCUUUCUUCCCUAUCCUGGCUGACGAAUGCGACACAAACACCGCGGGCGCAUGCUCGGACAAUACACGUUAUGUCAUUUGGCCUAACAGUCCGCCCCUCGUGACAAGCGAGGAUGCCACCACCGGCAUCAUCGAGGCUUUCACAUGGAUUACUGAGGCACAUAUUACCGAUGAAUUCGUCACCCUCGUCGCCGAUCCUGCCGCGACGCUGUACCAGAUCACUUACGAUCCAUCCGUCAACGGGGACUCAACCGGUCUGCCGAACGUGACCACCGUACAGGAGAACUUCUGGACAACAGACCAGAUGCCCUACGGCACCUACGGCGGCGUCGUAGUCGACGACGUCGCAUACCUCUAUGGACAAAACGCGGCCGGCACGGUGGCUCUUGCGCAGGUCGCCGUUGGCUCGGUCACCGACAAAUCCGCAUACCAGUAUUACGUGAAUGGCGAAUGGACAAGCACCAUCCCGGGUGUCAACGAUACCGAUAUUGCCAUUGCGAAUGCCGGCGCCGGGGGGCAGGGCACCUUCUACUACUCUAGUGUUUGGGGUCUGUAUGUUUGGAUCGGACAGGCAGGCAUAAGCAUCGCUCCGGAUUUUUAUAUUACGACUGCCGCGUCGCCAGAGGGGCCGUGGACUGAGCCUACUAAUUUCUACUCGGCAGAGUAUGUUACCGAGUCGUAUACGCUGCAGGCACAUCCUGGUUUGUUGGCAAAUGCCUCGGAGAAUGCGAUUUAUUUGACGUACACCGUGAAUCUUGCGGGGGAGUACUACACGCCCUUGAUUUAUGUGCAGUGGGAAUCUUAG